Magallana angulata is the source of this 1641-nucleotide messenger RNA. RefSeq lists its product as uncharacterized. The record is from RefSeq and is a predicted model, not a curated record. Bases 1 to 1641 code for a protein of 546 amino acids. Lineage: Eukaryota; Metazoa; Mollusca; Bivalvia; Ostreida; Ostreidae. The transcript has a single exon. Gene Ontology annotation, biological process: positive regulation of DNA-templated transcription. Gene Ontology annotation, cellular component: chromatin; nucleoplasm. Gene Ontology annotation, molecular function: ubiquitin-protein transferase activity; zinc ion binding; protein binding.
AUGGAUCCUGAGUACAGUCUCCAGGAUGUGGUACGGUGUCAUCUCUGUGAGAGUCCGAGCCCUUUAUUGCACUGUGACAUUUGUAACAAGCCUUUGUGUAAAGAAUGUGAGAGAAAACAUCUCACAGAUGGAUCCACAGAACAUAGAGUAGUACCAUUUAGAUUACGGAGAUGUAUCACUAAAUGUCAGAAACAUUCCUCACAAAUGUGUGAUCAAUACUGUAAACAAUGUAAGAUCCCUGUUUGUGCCUAUUGUGUAGAGAAUACAUGUAGGGGUCAUACAUUUAUUGAUGUUGUACAAAAACUUGAAAGACAAAAAAAUAUUUUACAAAAAGAUUUAGAAGAGCUCGAGAAAAAAAUUCAUCCUAGAUAUCUCAAGAUUGCAUCUAUCAUACAUGCUCAGAAAGCUUCUUUAAAUAAAAAUUCCAAGGAAUUGACAGAUACUAUUGAGAAACAUAAAGCGGACAUCCUCAUGAAAAUAGACCAUGUUAUCGAGGAAUUUAAAUCUGACAUUGAGAAUUUAAACUCACAAUUCCUGUCUGUCUUAAACAGGCAUGAUGAUGAAAUCAAACAUAAUCUAUCUGAAAUCACACAGUAUACUGAAGAACUGAAUUACCUACUGAUCUCCAAUGAUGUUAGCCUUGCCUCUGCCUUCAGAUCUAGGAAUGCUGAAUUCAAAAGAUUUCCUCCUGCACCCACAGUCGUCUUACCAAGUUUUACUCCUCAAAAUAUCAUCGACAAAAAACAAAUUUAUCAACAGUUAAUUGGUUCUUUGUCACUGACCUCUUCUAAAACGGAAGGUUUUCCCGGAGCUGAUCCUCAGUUUUCAACCUCAGAGGAACCAUGGAUCUCUACCAAUAUAGAUAUAAGGCCUAAGAAUGAAGAAUUAUGCACUGUGUCUUGUCUCACAAAUGAACGAUUAUGGACAUGCAAUUUAACUGACAGGAUGAUAAGACUCUACAACCUACAGGGAAAUUUAGUUAAGGAAAUUGAACCCAAGUCAGGGGACGGACCAUGGAACAUAGCAGUGUCAAAGAGUGGGGAUCUAGUUUUUACUGAUUACACAGAAGGAACGGUGAACAUAGUGCCGGAUACAGAGACAGAGACAGUUAUAAGUCUUCGGGGAUGGAGACCCCAUGGUGUCUGUACUACUUUAUUUGGAGACCUCUUGGUUGCCAUAACCAGUGAUGAUAAUGAACAUACAAAAGUUGUGCGUUACUCUAAUUUUACCGAGAAACAAAGUAUACAGUUCGAUGAUAAAGGUGAUCCUCUCUUUUCAUCUGGUUUGUACAACAUUAAAUUUAUCAGUGAAAACAGGAACCUAGAUAUAUGUGUAUCUGACAAUACAGCCAAGUCAGUAUUGGUGGUCAACCUGGCCGGGAAACUCCGGUUUACUUACUCUGGUUAUCCAACAACCAAGAAAUCAUUUUCGCCAGUUGAUAUUACUACAGACAACCAAAGCCGGAUCCUGAUAGCAGACUCUAAAAACCACUGUAUUCAUAUCCUGAAUAAGGACGGGCAGUUUCUCAGCUGCAUUGACAACUGUCAUCUAGAAUAUCCAUGUGGUUUAUGUGUAUACACUAACGACACUCUCUUUGUUACUGAAAUGUACUCUGGUCAAUUGAAGAAAAUCAAAUUAUGA